Diachasmimorpha longicaudata is the source of this 9127-nucleotide messenger RNA. It is a transcript of the gene gek, whose product is annotated as serine/threonine-protein kinase Genghis Khan. Bases 575 to 5971 code for a protein of 1798 amino acids. Gene Ontology annotation, biological process: actomyosin structure organization; peptidyl-threonine phosphorylation. Gene Ontology annotation, cellular component: cytoskeleton; cytoplasm. The transcript has 18 exons. Lineage: Eukaryota; Metazoa; Arthropoda; Insecta; Hymenoptera; Braconidae. The record is from RefSeq and is a predicted model, not a curated record. Gene Ontology annotation, molecular function: ATP binding; protein serine/threonine kinase activity.
CCCAAUUAAAAUUACCGCAUGCGAAAUAAUCAUCGAUCGAGUGUUCAAUUGUUCCAAAGUUCUAAUCUUAAUGCUCUGCGUUGAGAGGAAAAAAAAUUGGCAAAUUACCCUAGGAAAUGGAAAAACAAUAUAUUUUAAUCGAAUUAUACGUGUAUUUGAGUCGUGCUGAACAUCACGCAUUAAAAUGUGAAUAGAAAAAGUUGUACAAGUGCAUUGAGAUAAGGUUAACCCACAAAUAGAUACACCCAUAAUAGAAUACAUAUCCAACUUUUUUUUUCAAUUUCACAAAUUCUCGCUAAUGUUUUUUCAUCUCAUUGUUCGGGAGUUUGUGGUGUCGAGUGGUUUUUGUUAUUUCUCUUCUUCAUCGAGUGUUUUUUCAUUCGCAAUCGUCAGUGGGGGACAGUUUAUUCGCAUUAGGAGUGCAUUAGGAGAUUGAGGAGUUGAAUUGAAAAAGUUGUCCACGCUUGUCAUAUCCGAGUCACCAUUGCACUAUUUUUGUAGUUGAGCCCAGAGGUUUUAUAUUGUCCAGUUAUGAGGCUGAUAAAUACCGUGGUUGUAAUCAGCCGGGACAAUAAUGACGGAAUUAUCGCCAAAGGAUCCUGCUGAGGGAUCGCCAAAUCAGAUUGCAAUAAUGUCAAACCCAUCGAACAAUUCUUACACUGCCCCAAUGGACGUUGUUUCCCGGGGGGUGAGUGGAAGAUUACGACAGCUCGAAAAUUUGUUCACCAGUGGUCCAGUGCAAGGUGGACGUGUGAGCCAUACAUUUUCGAUUGAAACGCUGAUCGAUAUUUUAUUAAUUCUCUAUGACGAGUGUUGCAACUCCUCACUGCGACGUGAAAAAACAGUCUCUGAUUUUAUCGAAUUUGUGAAACCAGUGGCAGCCUGCAUAAAAAACCUCCAACUAGCACGUGAAGAUUUCGAAAUAGUCAAAGUCAUUGGGCGAGGUGCAUUUGGGGAAGUGUGCGUUGUAAAAAUGCGAGGAUCGGACAAAGUAUUCGCCAUGAAAAUUCUCAACAAAUGGGAGAUGUUGAAGCGCGCUGAGACAGCGUGUUUCAGGGAAGAGAGGGAUGUACUAGUCUACGGUGAUCGUAGAUGGAUAACCAAUCUUCAUUAUGCAUUUCAAGAUGACAAUAAUCUGUAUCUCGUUAUGGAUUACUACUGUGGAGGUGAUUUGCUAACUCUUCUUAGCAAAUUUGAGGAUCGAUUGCCCGAGGAUAUGGCACGUUUUUACAUUGCUGAAAUGGUAUUGGCGAUUGCUUCCAUACACAAUUUACGGUAUGUCCAUCGAGACAUCAAACCUGAUAAUGUUUUACUCGAUGCCAAUGGGCAUAUACGACUCGCCGAUUUUGGAUCAUGUCUGAGGCUCUUUGAGGAUGGCACCGUCCAGAGUAAUGUCGCUGUUGGUACGCCGGAUUAUAUUUCUCCAGAAAUUUUGAGGGCAAUGGAGGACGGUCAAGGCCGUUACGGUCCCGAAUGCGACUGGUGGUCUCUUGGUGUAUGCAUGUACGAGAUGCUCUACGGCGAGACACCCUUUUACGCGGAAUCUCUAGUCGAAACCUACGGUCGAAUAAUGAAUCACAAGAACUGCUUCGACUUCCCUACAGACGAGGCCUACGACGUAUCAGACGAAGCUAAAGACUUGAUGCGAAAAUUAAUCUGCAGUUCGGAAUUUCGUCUCGGUCAGAAUGGUAUCGAGGACUUCAAGAAGCACCCAUGGUUCGAGGGAGUCAACUGGGAGACAUUGAGGGACAGCACAGCCCCGUACAUACCGGAAGUCUCGUCUCCAACAGACACCUCGAACUUUGACGUUGACGACACAGAUGUGAGAAGUUCAGAUGCUGUACCACCAGCAGCAAAUUCAGCCUUCUCAGCCCUUCACCUGCCGUUUGUGGGCUUCAGUUUUACCCAGGGGAGCUGCAUUUCAGACCUGGGAUCCCUUCCCGUGCUGACACAGCCCCAAAGAGAUAAAAACAUCGAGAGCCUAGAGCUGGAAAACGCGAGAUUACAGCAAACAAUAUUAGAUUUGAAGAAUCAAUUGUCCUCAAACACCAGCAGUAUAUCUCCUACAAUCUCCCCGGAAUCGUCUAAUGCCACGAGAAAGCUUCAGGACGAGAUAAACACCUUAACAAAGCGCAAUGGAGAACUGGAAUCCCAGUUGAAGUCGUUGGAGAGCGCCGCAAGCCGAGAAAUCAGAAACAUUGAUAAUGGUGACCUGGCGAAGCUCCACGAUCUCGAGAAGCUUGUUCGAUUACUGAAAACGGAGAAGGAGGAGGCUGUGAAGGACAAGCUGGAUAUUCUUGAGAAACUAAAGCUCCAGGAUAAGGAGCUGAAGGAUGCGUUGACUCAACGAAAGCUCGCCAUGGCGGAGUACACCGAGGUGACUGACAAACUGUCAGAGCUGCGACAGCAUAAACAGAAAUUGUCGCGUCAGGUGCGCGAUAAGGAGGAGGAGCUGGAGGUAGUCAUGGCCAAAGUCGACAGUUUGCGGCACGACAUCAGGAAAGCAGAGAAGCUCAGGAGAGAGUUGGAGAACAGAGUUGAGGAGGCAAUGGCGGAGACGAGCAAAGAGAGAAAAUUAAGGGAGAGGAGUGAGGAAUACUGCAAGCAGAUGCAGGAGGAGACUGAGAAGAUCAGGCAGAGAUCUGUGGGUAAUGAUGCGCGUGCUAAUGAUGCCUUGGCUACGCAGGAGAUCAAUAGGCUCAAGGCAGAAGUGGAGAAACUUGAGGUACAGUACAAUGAAAAUCUUAAUCAGCAGCAGGGGAGGCACAAUGUGGAGAUGAGGAGUCUUCAGGAGCAAUUGCACGAGGCUGAGGGACACAGGGAAAUACUGGAGAGGGAAAUACAGGUGACUAAGGACAAGCUUGAUGCUGCGAGACUGGAAAAUAUCACCGACAGUGAGGAGACCAUCAACGAGUUGAGCAGACGACACGAGAGGGAGAAGAUCAUGCUGACUGAGGAGAACAAAAAACUUUUGCUGGAGUUGUCCUCGGUUACUGAUAGUGUUAAUAGAAUUUCGAGUGAGAGGAGACAGCUGGAGGAGGAAUACGAGGAACUCAGGAAUAAGAAAGAGGCGAUUGCUCAGUGGGAGGCCCAGAUCACGGAAAUCAUACAGUGGGUAUCCGAUGAGAAGGACGCCAGGGGAUAUCUCCAAGCGUUGGCUACCAAAAUGACUGAGGAGUUGGAGUUUUUGAAACAUUCUGGAGGAGUCGGAGGCGUUGGGAGCACCUCGACAAUGUCGGAUAAGAAUUGGAGGAAUAGGAGAUCACAAAAACUUGAUAAAAUGGAAUUGCUGAAUCUCCAGAGCUCGUUGCAGAGUGAGAUACAGGCAAAACAAGCUAUUUCUGAGGAGCUUACCAAGACUAGAUCCGAUCUUAUUGCUGCUCAAAAGGAAUUACGUGACUUCCGACAACGUUUGGAUUCAAUGUCCCACGAAAUGAAGAGAAAAGAAAUACAAAUCAAGGAAUUGCAAUCACGUAUUGAUUCGAGCGAUGGUUUCUUGGAACGCCCAACAUCACAAAUGUCGUACUUGGAGCACUUCUUGAAGGAAACGGCUGGUAGUACUCGUCAUGGCAGUGUCGACAGCGUUGAAGGUGACAUCGAGGAUAAUCGGGCGCCGAGCAUCACAAGUAGCAAGAGUAAUUUAUCCGAGUUGAGCAUUGAUCCAACAUCACCACUGUCUCACGAGCUCCUCAACAAAUCAUCAGCAUCCCACAGCCAAGUAGCCAAUCUCCAGCCAAAGCCAAAGUCCCAUCAAUUUCUGGUACGAACAUUCUCAGCACCAACAAAAUGCAAUCAUUGCACUUCCCUCAUGGUUGGACUGACAAGACAAGGAGUUGUAUGCGAAGUAUGUGGUUUUGCCUGUCACAUGCCGUGCUGCGAUAAAGUGCCAGCAAUGUGUCCAGUGCCCCAUGAUAAGACAAAACGACCACUUGGAAUUGAUCCAACAAGGGGCAUUGGCACUGCUUACGAGGGUUACGUCAAGGUGCCCAAAAUGGGAGGUGUCAAGAAGGGAUGGAUUCGACAAUUUGUCGUUGUAUGCGAUUUUAAAUUAUUCCUUUACGAUAUAUCACCUGAUCGCAAUGCACUGCCCUCCGUCUAUGUAUCGCAAGUCCUCGAUAUGAGGGACGAGGAGUUUGGGGUGAGUUCAGUACGUGAAUCGGAUGUUAUUCAUGCUACGAAGAAAGACAUUCCAUGCAUUUUUAGGAUUACAACAUCCUUGCUGGAGCCGCCAGGUUCACGGAAUCACACUUUAAUGUUGGCUGACACUGAAAGUGAGAAAACCAAAUGGGUUGUUGCGUUAAGUGAACUUCAUCGAAUAUUAAAAAGAAACAAUCUUCCAAAUACAACGAUCUUUCGUGCAAAAGAACUAUUGGACAAUACAUUGUCAGUUGUUAAGAACGUGAUGUCAGGAGCGAUAAUAGAUCCUGAUCGUCUAGUCAUUGGUACCGAGGAGGGCCUAUUCUGUUUAGAUUUAGAUCGUAGCGAAAUUGCUAAAGUUGGUGAGGGCAAGAAGGUAUAUUUACUCGAGUACAUAACCGAGGAACAACUUAUUGUGGUACUGAGCGGUAAACAGCGCCACGUAAGACUAGUCCCAGUCCGUGCACUUGAUGGUGAUGAAGUCGAAUGGAUCAAGGUUGCUGAGACAAAGGGCUGUAUAACUCUGACUACAGGCAUUGUCAGGCGUAAUCCACUCACAUACUGUCUAUGUGUUGCGAUAAAAAAACAGAAUGCUUCACACGUGAUGAUAUAUGAAAUAACACGUACAAAAACCCGCCACAAACGUAUACAAGAAUUAAUGUUACCCUGUCAUGCACAAACACUUCAAGUACUGUCAGAGGGACGUUUAUGCGUUGGUUAUCCAUCAGGAUUUUCAAUAUACAGUAUUCUCGGUGAUCAUCAUCCCAUUUCAUUGGUCCAUCCUGAAAACACACUGCUAGGGUUCUUGACGUACAGUGCCAUCGAUGCUUUACGCUGCAUUGAACUACCGAGAGGUGAAUUCUUACUCGUAUUUCAAACACUCGCUGUUUACGUUGAUAGCCAGGGCCGAAAGAGUAGAGAUCGAGAGAUUAUGUAUCCAGCUGUACCAACUGCAGUCAGUUAUUGUGACGGAUAUCUCCUGGUUUAUAGUGAGACCCACGUGGAUCUGUUCGACUGCAACACUGGGGAUUGGUUGCAGACGUUGAAUGUAAAACGUGCACGACCACUCAAUAAUUCGGGAUCAUUGACUAAUUGCAUGAUCAAUGAUAUGCCCUACGUUAUUUAUUUGAGUCAUCUCCAUCAACGAGAGCUAUUGAAUUUAGCACCUCUUGAUGCGAGCGGAAGACAAAUGACGAGACCCAGGAGACGAUUUUCAUUGCGCGAAGGGAACAGAAGCUCCCGACCCACGGACAGACGAUCUAAAAUGAUCUCAGCACCAACGAAUUUCAAUCAUAUUAGUCACAUGGGACCAGGGAAUGGUAUUCAAAUUCAACGUUUGUUGGAUUUACCAACGACCCUCGAAACAGCGGAUCAACAGCAAUAUUCGAGUCAUCAUAGUAGUAGUUCUCAUUUGCAUGGAAAUCCACAGCAACGAUUUUAUGCUAAUACCGGUCUACAGGCACCAACAAAACCAGCACCAUUGCCACCCCGACAUCCACCGUCUGACACGAGACGUCUAAGUUCCCAUAUGCAGAGAAAUUCUGGUUAUUCGCCUCAUAAUGGUUCAACAUCGUCGAGAAGGGGUCCGGCCCCACCUCGGCCAACAGCUACACCACCGUCGUUACCUCGAACACCAGUGGAUCAGGCAGAAUCUGAAUCACUCCAUAUGCGAUCCCACACACCACUGUCACUCGGUAGUGUAGCUUCUUUGCAGGAAAAGGAGCACACAUCUGGUGGAAGUCCACGUCACUCAAUAGCCUCGAACAAUAGUUCCAAUCCAUCAACACCACCAAGUCCAGCCCAUGACCAUGGUUCAUCUUCCUACGACUCAUAAAUCGCCAGAUACUCAUCGGCCAGCUACUUACUUGCACCGACCGUCACAAAUCAGGUAUGAAUACCAAGCGUCGGGUUGCAAAACUCCCCUUAGAAUAAACUAAACAGAAAAACAAUAAUCGAGUUGACGAUAAACUCAUUGAGCAGCUGUUGAGACAACUUUGAAAGCAGUACACGUAUACCUGUAGAUACAGGUCCUACGGCUAACGAGUUGCCAUAGUAUUACUGCAGGUUAAUUAAUUGUACACUUGAAAAGCAAAAAAAAAGCAAAUUACGAACUAAUUUUAUCCAUUUAAUUGCCAAAUAACAUGCUAGAAUCUCACUAAAGGUCUGAAAUUUAUAUAAAUAACCCGAAAUUUAUUGUCAUUUUUAUUCAUUCAAAUUUUUAUUAUUUUUUGUGUCUACAUUCGUGGAAAAUUAGAGUAUUUGCCACUGUCAAAUAGCCUUAUUUAUUUUAACAUAAAAUGAUGGAAUGUAGACAGCAUUUUUAUUUUAUAUUUUUUAUUCGAUUGUCGAUCAACGUCUAAUCAACUUUUUUACAUGAAAAGGGGAGUGAAUUUCGCAUUCGAUUUUUGACACUUGAAUCAUGCAUAAUUAAAGUGAAGUGGAUUUUUUUUAAUUCAACACAUUCAACUAAACCCUUCAAUUCAUUGUAUUUCUCCACUUCAUAAAAUUGAUAAUUGUAAAUAGACACUCAUAAAAUUGGCUGAAGCUUAUUAGUGAUCCCGAGAAGAUUUUAUGAAUUUGUUUGUGUCAUUGGUCCCCUCAGAGUAAAAAAAUUACCCCAAUAACAAAAAAGUCUGAGUUUUUUCUUCGAAUAAAAAAUGAGACAUAAAUCAGUCAAAUUAUAGUAGAAAUAAUUACUCAAUUAGUCGACCCUCGGUUCUAGGUAGAACGCAGACAAAAAUAAAAACUACUAAGUUCGAAGUAGUGUUUAAACAAAACCAUUGUUAGAAUUAAAACUUAUUGAAUUAAUGAGAAAUAAUAAUCACUCUUCCAGCCGGAAGACAUAAAGAGGGAAAGAACAAAUAUAAAAUUUAUUGAAUGCCUUAUGAUUGAAAAAGUUUUAUAUUUAUGUCAUAAUGCAAUUUAAGGCAUUAUACAUAAUUUAAUUGAAACGCCCACAGUGUGAAUAGUAGUGAGUAAGCGUAAUAAUUUGUUGCAAUCACGUGUAGAUGAUAAUUAAAGAAGAAUAUGUGAAGAUCAUUACCGAUUAAUAACAAUGUCAAUAAUAUAUUACGUAUGUAAUUCGUCGAGGGUAACAAGAGUCAAAGUCAAAUGUCAUUUAUACAGUUUAAUAACGGAUGUUGGUUUCAGUCCACUUGUUAUUUUUAACAAACUGACAAUUAAUUUUAUUAGAGUAAGUACUUAUGUCACUUCAACGAAUUUUUUUUAUUCAUUUAAAAAAAAAGUGGAAGUUUGGAAUUUUUAAACAAUUACUGGUUUGUGUGGGAAAUCAAAGUUUCCCAGGAAGUUUUAAUUUUUUAUCGUUUUAUAAUGCUGAUUAUUGUGGUAUGUUUGGCUGUAUUUUUGUGAAAAAGCGAGGGAUAAUUGUCGGUUUUAUUAUUAAAUAGGGAGUAAUCAUGGCUUCCAUUCGAGAGGCCGUUUAUAUUCACGAGUCUUUCCAGUUUUAAUGUCUAAGUUUCUUGUUUUCGAUGAAGAAAUCAAGAUUCAACCAAUGAUUUCGGCGAAUAGCCUUUGAGAACUGGCACUUCGGGAUUUAAAACAGGACAAAUCGAUUUUUUAAUUUAAUUGAGUGGCUGUAUAUUUUUUUUAUUGAAAAAACUUUUGGCAUAUGAAAAUUUAAUUAAAAUUAGACACGUAUUUUUUUAUUUUGAAAAAAAGCUCUAGGCGACAGAAGGACCGUAUAUCUUGAGUCGUCUCUAACUCGUUAAUUUUUUUUAAACUAAAAAAUUCAUAUCUAAAGUCUUUCAGUUGACUGUCGUAUCCAAGACUAGAAAAAUUAGCAUGUAGAACCCCAAUUGGAGAUUAUUUUUUGAGAAGAAAAUCUGCGCGUCCAUUUUUCUCUCUCUGUUUUUAUUCUACUCCCCUUGAGCAAAAUUGCAAUUUACAGUCAGUCAAUGAAAAUUCAAAAGAAUAAGAAGAGCAAAGGAUGAAAUUAUUUAACAAAAUACAUUAACAUUAUCAAAAAGCCUCAGAUGGCAGUUUUAAAUGAAAUUUUCAGAGGUAAUUUUAAGAAUUGAUAUACUCUCUUACACUCGUAUUAUUUGAUAACAGGUAUUAAAAAUUUGUUCGAUCUAUCUCGAAAUAAGAGACUCCGAAACAUAAUAUUGAAGAACAAUGAAAAUCGGACUGACUCGCAAUACAUGCCGAUUCAGGUAGAAAACUAAUAGAACGCAUUGCAAUUUUAAUUUCAAUUAUUUUUAAUAGAAUUUGUAUUUAUGAAAUUUUGUAAAUAACCCGAAUCAUCAGAAGUCGUCAAGUCUUCUCCCAUCAUUGAAUAAUUAUACUCGACAGAGAUGAAAGGAUUUAUCGAAUUAUUCUGAAUACAAGUGGAUUUUUUCAAUUUUUUUUACUGAUCAAUCAAGUGAAAUUUAAUUUUGAUCGAUAAAUCAGAACCACAAGGAUAAACUAACAAAUUUACACGGUCGUGUUGUAGCAUAAUGUCUGUCAUUGAGUAGAAAUUUCGAGGAGACUAAGAAAAUUAAUAAAUAAAAAAAAACGUAAAAUUAAAUAAGUCUCAGCAUAAAAGCAGUAGAUUAGGCGUAUUACUGGUGGUUAAAACCAGUGUAAUAUAAUGAUCUGGUCCUAUUAUACAGCAUUUUGAAACACAUAUAGUUUUAGCGUAUGUCAUUAUAACGAGAACAAACGAAAAUGAAACAAACUUAUUUAUGGCUCUUGUGCAUUGUUCAAAGUAUUUAUUGAAUGAAAACAAAACAACUAUAAAUAACGAUUAUAUAGUGGAAUUAUUGUAUUUAGUUGCGGCGUUGUGGAACUGUAGAUUGAAAUUUUUUUCCUAUUCUUUCUGUAGAAUUUUCUCAUGAUUCUUAUUGUUUUUCUUUUUUUAAUUAAUUCAAUACAAUUGCGUUUGGAGAUGUGGACGAACGCGUUGAACAAUAACAAUAUUUUCUUUUUCAAUAUGCAAGUUAUAUAAUUUAAUAUACAGCACAGAGAAAUUAUAAUCAUGAAAAUAUAA